AUGAAGCGCGCAGCCGACGACUCCGACGACGCGCCCGAGACCUCCACGAAAAGGCCCCGCGGCGCCCACACCACGACCAAGGCGCUCCUCAAAUCCAUCCUCGCAAACCCCAAGGGGUAUCCCAUCUCCGCCAACGAGGACGUCGUGCGCAAGUCGCUGGUCGAUCUCGCCAAGUACGCGCAAUGGCUCGAGACGCAAGUCGCUGCGGUAGACGGUCCCGUCGCGGGCAGCAGUGCUACUGCAGCCAAGAAGAAGUCGGCAGCCGCGCCCGCGCCCGCCGCGAAGACCAAAGCGCAACUCGAGGCGGACGCUGAGAAGCUGAGGAGAGCCGUGGUCAGUGGUAUUAAGAAGCAGAUGUCGUGGAAGCCUUCGUGUAAAACAGGCAGUGCAAAGUGGCUGUACGACGGCAUCUGCCCCGACCCUGAAGUAUUCGGGGUAUUGCUGGGGUUGGGUGGCCCACCCACCUUCAAGCAGAAGAAGGUUCCCCUGGAGGACUUCGAGAAAUGCAUGGGCGAGAUCACGGGCUCCGUACGAUACGACACCCUAUUUAUCACGAGCGGCCAUGUCAACGUGCGUUGGUCCGACACGGGUGAGUUCAAAAUAAGCGGAACGUACGGCAAAUACAAGCCAAUGAACACUUCCGGCUAUUGA
Molecule: messenger RNA, 651 nt
Organism: Epithele typhae
Lineage: Eukaryota; Fungi; Basidiomycota; Agaricomycetes; Polyporales; Epitheliaceae
Exons: 3
Coding region: 1-651 (216 amino acids)
Source: RefSeq, a predicted model, not a curated record